CAGCGGGCGGCGGGCACGGGUGGCACGAGCAGGUGGGAGCCACCGAGGGGCGAGGCCGCCCGCGGGGGCGCCAGGCGGCGGGGAUUGCGCCGCGCCCCUGUCCGCGGUGCGCGCUCGCGGUGCGCACCGGGCGUCCUCGACUCUCGCGCGCCCAGCCUGCUCGGGCCCUACCUGCGGCGGCCGUCGGGGGCGCGGAGCCCCCAGCGCUGCCGAGCCGCAUGAACAAUAGGCGGCGGCGGCUCCCGCGGGCGGCCGCCCCACACUCUAUGGACCGACCGCUCCAUGGAGUCCUCCAGAUCGCUUAUCGGCUGCCUGGCGAGCGCCACUGUCGCCCCGCCGGGGGAGGAUGCCACGGGCGCAGGGGCCGAAGAGGAAGAGGACGAGGAGGAGGCGGCGGCCGAGCUAGGGUCUCACGCCGCGCUGCCCUACUGGACGGCUGUGUUCGAGUACGAGGCGGCGGGCGAGGACGAGCUGACCCUGCGGCUGGGCGAUGUGGUAGAGGUGCUGUCCAAGGACUCGCAGGUGUCCGGCGAUGAGGGCUGGUGGACCGGACAGCUAAACCAGCGGGUGGGCAUCUUCCCCAGCAACUACGUGACCCCGCGCAGCGCCUUCUCCAGCCGCUGCCAGCCGGGCGCGGAGGACCCCAGCUGCUACCCGCCCAUUCAGCUGUUGGAGAUUGAUUUUGCGGAGCUAACCCUGGAGGAGAUCAUCGGCAUUGGGGGCUUUGGGAAAGUUUACCGUGCUUUCUGGGCGGGUGAUGAGGUGGCCGUGAAGGCAGCUCGUCACGACCCUGAUGAGGACAUCAGCCAGACCAUCGAGAACGUUCGCCAGGAGGCCAAGCUGUUCGCCAUGCUGAAGCACCCAAACAUCAUCGCCCUCAGAGGGGUGUGCCUGAAAGAGCCUAACCUCUGCUUGGUCAUGGAGUUUGCUCGUGGAGGGCCUUUGAACAGAGUGUUGUCUGGGAAGAGGAUUCCCCCGGACAUCCUGGUGAACUGGGCUGUGCAGAUCGCCAGAGGGAUGAACUACCUACAUGAUGAGGCGAUCGUACCCAUCAUCCACCGAGACCUUAAGUCCAGCAACAUAUUGAUCCUGCAGAAGGUGGAGAAUGGAGACCUGAGUAACAAGAUUCUGAAGAUCACCGACUUUGGGUUGGCGAGGGAAUGGCACCGGACCACCAAGAUGAGCGCGGCAGGAACAUACGCUUGGAUGGCACCUGAAGUCAUCCGUGCUUCCAUGUUUUCCAAAGGCAGUGACGUGUGGAGCUAUGGAGUACUGCUUUGGGAACUGUUGACUGGCGAGGUGCCCUUCCGGGGCAUCGAUGGCUUAGCAGUGGCUUAUGGUGUGGCCAUGAACAAGCUCGCCCUUCCUAUCCCUUCUACAUGUCCAGAGCCUUUUGCCAAACUCAUGGAAGACUGCUGGAAUCCCGACCCCCACUCACGGCCAUCUUUCACAAGCAUCCUGGACCAGCUAACGACUAUAGAAGAGUCCGGUUUCUUUGAGAUGCCCAAGGACUCCUUCCACUGCCUGCAGGACGACUGGAAACAUGAGAUUCAGGAGAUGUUUGACCAACUCAGGGCCAAAGAAAAGGAGCUCCGAACCUGGGAAGAGGAGCUGACACGGGCUGCGCUCCAGCAGAAGAACCAGGAGGAACUGCUCCGGCGUCGGGAGCAGGAGCUGGCUGAACGGGAGAUCGACAUCCUGGAGCGAGAGCUCAACAUCAUCAUCCACCAGCUGUGCCAGGAAAAGCCCCGGGUGAAGAAACGCAAGGGCAAGUUCAGGAAGAGCAGACUGAAGCUCAGGGAUGGUAACCGCAUCAGCCUCCCCUCCGAUUUCCAGCACAAGUUCACGGUGCAGGCCUCCCCAACCAUGGAUAAAAGGAAGAGUCUGGUCAGCAGCCGAUCAAGCCCUCCUGCGAGUCCUACCAUCAUCCCGCGCCUUCGAGCCAUCCAGUGUGAGACAGUGACACCAGGUGAAAGUAGUAAAACCUGGGGCCGGAGCUCAGUUGUUCCUAAAGAGGAAGGGGAGGAGGAGGAGAAGAGGGCCCCAAAGAAGAAGGGCCGGACAUGGGGACCAGGAACACUUGGACAGAAAGAGCUCACGUCAGGAGAUGAAGGCCUCAAGUCCCUGGUAGAUGGAUACAAGCAGUGGUCAUCCAGUGCCCCCAACCUGGGGAAGGGCCCGAGAAGUAGCCCCGCCCUGCCUGGGUUCACCAGCCUUAUGGAGAUAGAGGAUGAGGAUAGUGAAGGCCCAGGAAGCGGGGAGCAUCAUCUACAGCAUUCACCCAACCAGUCCUACCUCUGUAUCCCAUUUCCUCGUGGAGAGGAUGGGGACGGCCCCUCCAGCGAUGGAGCUCAUGAGGAACCUACCCCAGUCAACUCAGCUACCAGUACCCCUCAGCUGACGCCGACCAACAGUCUCAAGCGCAGUGGGACCCACCACCGGCGCUGUGAGGUGGCUCUGCUCGGAUGUGGAGCUGUUCUGGCGGCCACAGGCCUAGGGUUUGACUUGCUGGAAGCUGGCAAGUGCCAGUUGCCUCCCCCAGAGGAACCUGAGCCACCAGCCCGGGAAGAGAAGAAGAGGCGUGAGGGUCUUUUCCAAAGGGCCAGCCGCCCUCGUCGGAGUACCAGCCCCCCCUCCCGAAAGCUCUUCAAGAAGGAAGAGCCAAUGACGUUGCUAGGAGACCCCUCUGCCUCCUUGACACUGCUAUCUCUCUCCUCCAUCUCUGAAUGCAACUCUACCCGUUCCCUAUUGCGUUCUGACAGUGAUGAGAUCGUGGUGUAUGAAAUGCCAGUCAGCCCAGUUGAUGCUCCACCACUAACCCAAUGCACCCACAACCCCCUGGUUAAUGUCCGAGUGGAGCGCUUCAAGAGAGACCCCAACCAGUCCCUGACUCCCACCCAUGUCACCCUCACAGCCCCCACGCAGCCUAGUGGCCACAGGCGGACUCCUUCUGACGGGGCACUUAAGCCAACAGCAGCCCCUGCAGCACCAGGCAGCAGGAGCCCCUCCAGCAACGGGAUGAGUCCCAGUCCUGGAACAGGCAUGUUGAAAACUCCCAGUCCCAGCCGAGACCCAGGUGAAUUCCCCCGUCUCCCUGACCCCAAUGUGGUCUUUCCCCCAACUCCAAGGCGCUGGAACACACAGCGAGACUCUACCUUAGAGAGACCCAAGACCCUGGAGUUUCUGCCUCGGCCACGUCCUUCUGCCAACCGGCAGCGGCUGGACCCUUGGUGGUUUGUGUCUCCCAGCCACGCCCGCAGCGCCUCUCCAGCUAACAGCUCCAGCACAGAAACGCCCAGCAACCUGGACUCCUGCUUUGCCAGCAGCAGCAGCACUGUAGAAGAGCGGCCAGGGCUUUCAGCCCUGCUCCCUUUACAGGCAGGGCCCCUGCCCCCUGCUGAGCGGACGCUUCUGGACCUGGACGCCGAGGGGCAGAGCCAGGAUAGCACUGUGCCCCUGUGCAGAGCUGGACUGAGCGCUCGUGGGCCUUCCCCCUAUGAGAUCCAACAGGAGUUCUGGUCUUAGUAUAAAAGGCGUCAGGGUGGGCAAGGGAGAAGUCGGAGGAGGCAGAGGGAGCUGGCUGGCACAGCCCGGUCUCAGUUAGGCCCCCUGGGAUCCAGACCUCCUUGCACUGAGAAUGCACUUUGAAGAUGGAAGGGAUGGGAGCAGGGCCACUUCAAAGGGUCUUCUGCCCUGCAGGAUCUUUUCUCCAUGUUCACUAGAGGGGCAGUGUCAGCUCUGGCUGUGUAGAGAGGGGUGCGUGCCCACCCUCCUGUCUUCCUUAUCUUUAGGGUGACACUGCAGAGUCAUUCAGCCAAAUCUGCCCACUGCCUCUCCUCCUCAGCCAGCCAUAGCUGUUCUGGGUUCCCUUUGUCAGCCCUGAGUCCUACCUGUUCACACACCUGUACUGAUGUUCUAUGAUUGAUCUGACUUAUUGUCCACUCUUCCCACCACUCAGUGUCACCUUGGUAUUUGAUGAGUGUCUUGUGUCCUAAGUCCUUUUGUGCCAGCUGAUGGGGACAGGCUGGCCUUAUGAAAGCCGGAGGGCUUGACAGACCUGGUACUACCUACCUGGGCAAAUCUCAAUGAGAACUGAGGGUUCAGAGAGGGAGGAAAGGAGACAGUCAGGAACAUACAGUCACCAUGGGUGGUUUGGUCUGGGUUUCGGCUUUAGAAACAAAGACAGAAAUCAGCAGCUGUUGCAUGACUUGGGUUUAGAUCACAGUUACACCAGGUUUGAAUAUGAGCAGAUGCAUUUCAGGAAUUGCUAUUUGGGAGAUACACCCCAGCUCUGAAAUCUAUUCUCUCCUCCAGUUUCUGGAAUCAGUGGGCUUUAGGUCAUGUGUGAUUCACAGAUAGCCUUGAACUAUGUCAGUAGCAUAUGGGGUUGGGCCCUGGACCGUGAGGUAUGGAACUAUGGGGAUUUCUUCAUUGGACUGUUCAUUUUGUGAUGCCCUUGAAGAAAAUGGAACCCUUAGUAAUAAUGUUUGGGUGCAGUGGGGCAGUCGCACGACACAGUUCCUGAGGCGCUCAGUGGCUGCUGACACCAUCUCUGUCUCUAUACACAGAGAGCUUUUGUGCCAGACCCUGUACCGUGAGCUGGGUAGCAGAGACCAGAGAGGCUAGUGCUAGUGUGUUUGGUAUUUCUUAAACUUGAAUAUUGAGCUUCAAAGUGUUUUUACCCAUUUUCUUCACUGUCCGCUCCCUCUGAGUCCCCUGUGCUGUAUGUGACAGUAACAGCUUAGUUGAGGUUACAGUCCCCAGUGGUGUUGGAGUCUGUCUACAGGCUGUUCCAGUACAGUUUGCCACCUGGAUGCCCAGAGGAGUUAGAGUGAUAAACAUGGUGCUGGAGACAGAUCUUAUCGGGGCUGUUUCUCUGGGAAGAACGUAGAUGAUAUUGACUCCCACAAGUUCUUUAUGAACUCCUCUGCCCUUUGUCUUGACCCUGCACCCCCAGUUCCAGACAGGGGAUCAGUGCUGAUGGUGUCAGCCUGGGUUUUGCUAUAAUAUCUGAUCUUCCCUCUUGAUUCUGUGAAAUGAGAAUGGAAGAGAUUAACUUUGCCCACACACGCUGACCCCUCAGCUAGGAGAGGAGAACUUGUGAACCCCAUUGUCCCAGGCAGCCCAGUGAUGAUGCUCCCCUGUUCUAAGCCACAGUCACCUGCACAUCUUGGCUGCUUUGAAGCUUUAAGCUAGGCUGCAACUGGCUCCAGCCUGUGCUCCAGCCCCGAGCAAGGCUUUUCCCUAUCCACUCUUUGACUGUAGCCAUCUCUCCAGGAAAGACAUUGUUACAGAUGCAGUAUACACUGAGUGGUCCCUGCAUGCCAUCGAGGGACAGGUGGCAUCUCCUUCAUCCCCGCCCAACAGAGAGAAGAAGGCUUUGCUAAAGAGAAGAUUGUAUGGGCUGUGUAAACUGCAGUGAGCCUGGGUUAAUGUGGGGGGAGGGGUCUUGUAAGCUCCUCCAAACCCGUGCAGUGCUGGCCCACUGCCUGCCACACUUCCCUGCGAGCCUAGACACGGGGUGAAUGUUAGUUGACAAGUUACAUUUGUGUGACAUAGGUUCCCUUAUCUGUGGUCAUGGUUAGGACCAGGCUUGGUAGCUGUGAAUAAACCCACUUAAGGGACAGUGGCUUCUCCCUUUCACUUCCCUUUCCCCAAAGACUUGGCUGUGUGCUUGGAACGCGUGUCCCCUGCCUUCAAGCUGCUAACAGGAUUGGAUACUGUUCUUUUCUGUGAGUCUUCUUAUGCCUUCACUUGCCAGUGCUUCUCCAUAGAGCUCCAGGCUGUUGCUGGGAACUGAGGAGAUGCCUCCAUUGCCACUUAGAGCUGAUUCCAGGAAGCUGUCACGGAUGCUUGUUCCUUGGUAUUCUUCGAUAUCGCUGUGACCUUGUAGGCAUCACAAUAACGAUAGCCUACAUUUGAACAACUCAGAAGAGGGAUGCUUUUCCUUUUGACCUUUAAAAAAAUGACAUUUUCCUCAUAUUCGAUACACUCAUCUCAAGAACAGGAAGACAGACAGACAGGCAGACGCUGUUUGGAUGGUUGAGUCUGGCCACCAGGCUCUGAGACCGCAUAAGAUGGCCCGUCUCCUCUGUUCUGCUUUUCUUGCAUGGCUCUGGUCUGUGUCUUGGUCCCUCGCAGGUCUCCUUCUAAAAGCCUCUAUCACAUACUUCCCUCCUCACAAGGGCAUUGAGACACUGGCUCCCUGCCAGCUUGAGGGCCAGCUUCUUCCCCUGCAGGAUGAGUGUGCCGAAGCUGACAGCGAGGCUCUCACCAUCUUUGCCUCUGGGCGUCCUGCCUUAGUUUUAUCCUUUGGCUUCUGGAAGCUGGGUGAUUUGGAGUUGGUUGAGCAUGAUUAAUGGGCACCCAAGCCAGGCACGUGCUCUCCCGCCACAUUGUGUAACUACAGGUGACUACAUGAUCAUUUUCUAGUUCCCUCCCCCCACUUAGCCUGGCCAGCUGAGUGUACUUACCAUUGGUGGCCUACUGGGAAAAUGGGAGCUUGGUGGCAGCAUCUGGGUGGCAGUUCGUUGUCUCUGGUUUUUGAGGAUCAUCCUUAGGGUCAUACUUGAUAAGGAUUCGAAAUCUGAGCCGGGUGUGGUGGUGCACGCCUGUAAUCCCAGCACUCUGGGAGGCAGAGGCAGGCGAAUUUCUGAGUUUGAGGCCAGCCUGGUCUACAGAGUGAGUUCCAGGACAGCCAGGGCUGUCAUGGCUAUACAGAGAAACCCUGCCUCAAAAAAAAACCAAA
Apodemus sylvaticus (European woodmouse) is the source of this 6748-nucleotide messenger RNA. It is a transcript of the gene Map3k9, whose product is annotated as mitogen-activated protein kinase kinase kinase 9. The transcript is spliced from 11 exons. Gene Ontology annotation, molecular function: ATP binding; JUN kinase kinase kinase activity; protein binding. The record is from RefSeq and is a predicted model, not a curated record. Gene Ontology annotation, biological process: protein phosphorylation. NCBI's taxonomy places the organism in Eukaryota, Metazoa, Chordata, Mammalia, Rodentia, Muridae. Bases 283 to 3525 code for a protein of 1080 amino acids.